AUGGCGGAAACCGAAAAGCUAGAGAGGGUCAUGCACCAUCUUCUCCAACACCGCAGCCCCAGCAAGACGCAGCUCGAUAACUUCGGAAAACACAUGCAAUGGAUCAAAGACGUCGGCUCCAGCCACCAUCUGAAGCCAACAGCCGCCAAGUCGCGCAGGAAGCUACGCUCGCUCCUUGGAGACGUCUACCAUGGAGUCGGGAUCGAGCCGUUCAUGCUGUGCGCCCUCUCCAUGCCGCCAUUUGCCCUCUACACCCUGGACCGUCAUGUGUUCUUGUCGCGCGUGCGCGAGUGGUGGAACCAGAGGAGCCCGCAUCCGCUUUGCCUGACACAGAUUGCGGAUGCCCUCUGCAAAACGGACAGUCUCGAGGCCCUCUUGGGCCCGAAGCCACCCCACCUUGCACUAGCCGACGCCAUUGCCUCAGCUGACAACAGCACUCUACCGCUGCAUGUCCCGGCUCCCGCUUUGCCUGACCUUGAACCUGACCGCGAUCCCGCGAGACAGAGGCACGAGUAUGAGCUAACGUCACUGGCUCAAGAAAUGCAUCGCUGUCUUCAGACUUUAAGUGAUGAUGGCUUGAAGGAAACCAGAUGGGAGGAGAUGUUACAGUUUGGUAUGCAUCAAAUCACCAAUCGUACCUGGGCCAAAGAAUACCACAUACCGCCUGACAUGGCCGACUACCAUCUCCCCUCGGCCGACUCAGCAGACGUUCUUCUCGCCACCAUGGAUGGGCUCCGACAGAUGGUUGCGGGCAGUAGGCUACUCAUCAAGCCGGUACUCGUACGUGGAAACCCAGACGAGCUGUCCUACUACGAAUCAUUCCAGUCCGAAUUCAUAGAGCGCCUGGGGGACUACUCCUGCGGUGGAGGCUUUCUCGACGUGCAAGACCCAACCUUGCCGGUCUGGCAACCCUCGGCCCGCCAGAUGAGGUUCGAAGACGUGGCCGACAUGCUCCGUGCCGGCUCCAGCGGGAAGCUCGACAACGCAAGACCGCCCUUGAAUCUACUCAACCUCCGCGACUUCCUGGAGCUGCCUCUACCGCAGUUCCUUCGCGCCUCGCGAUUCUGGCUCCUCCGGACCCUGGACCACCUCGUCGAGUCGGCCACAGCGCCCGAGUGCUCCCACAUGGGGAAAAGAGCCGUCGCUCGGUCUUCUGACCUCGCCUCCUGCUCCCGCUUCCUUCUCUACGCCGCCCGCGGAGCCGCCUCGGGGCCUCACGUCGACCUUUUGACCGGCACCUGGGUCCAAGUCCUGUCGGGGCUGAAGUUGUGGCCCAUAGUCACCGGCCUAAGCGACGAGGAGAGGCGUGAGUUCGAGAAGAAUGGUUCCGAUUGGGUUCCCCCUUCCGAGAAGACACGCGUCGUUCUUCUAGAGCCAGGCGAUUUGCUCGUAAUGCCUCCCGGGUGCCCGACGCCCCACGCGCCAAUAACAGUACGGGAUUGCCUGAUGCAUGGCGGCAUGUUCUGGGACGAAAAGAGCGUAGUGGACACGAUGGAGAGCAUAAGCUGGAUCGUGCAAAACCCAAACGUCACCAAUGAGCCUAUUCCGCGGCAGCUGCCCGAAAUCUUACUCGGGCUUGAGCGCAUGAUGAGAGCGAAGCCCGAGCGUUUCGUGGGCGAAGGCGCCGAGACGAGCGAGGAGCUUCUACAACGAUUCGAGGCCGCGGUGCGCUCCAUGAGGGGGAACCACCUGGGCUGUGACUGCACAGGAAAAUGCGCCAGGAACACAUGCCCCUGCAGAAAUUCCGGGUUUCCGUGCUUCAAGUAUUGGUGUCACAGGUGCAAUGCGUGUUCGAACUCGAUCGCAUGGGAGACAAGCAGCUGA
This is a messenger RNA of Diplodia corticola, 1824 nucleotides long. Its product is annotated as histone-lysine n-methyltransferase ezh1. The transcript has a single exon. Bases 1 to 1824 code for a protein of 607 amino acids. Lineage: Eukaryota; Fungi; Ascomycota; Dothideomycetes; Botryosphaeriales; Botryosphaeriaceae. The record is from RefSeq and is a predicted model, not a curated record.